This is a messenger RNA of Pieris rapae (cabbage white), 3030 nucleotides long. Its product is annotated as transcription factor hamlet-like. Gene Ontology annotation, biological process: regulation of transcription by RNA polymerase II. The coding region runs from base 336 to 1124 and encodes 262 amino acids. The record is from RefSeq and is a predicted model, not a curated record. Gene Ontology annotation, molecular function: DNA-binding transcription activator activity, RNA polymerase II-specific; RNA polymerase II cis-regulatory region sequence-specific DNA binding. NCBI's taxonomy places the organism in Eukaryota, Metazoa, Arthropoda, Insecta, Lepidoptera, Pieridae. Gene Ontology annotation, cellular component: nucleus. The transcript is spliced from 3 exons.
UCUCAAGUUCUGUUGUUGUCGCGCGGCGCGCCGCUCGCGCUGAUAACGCGACGCCAUGCCGACCUGCACACGCGCCUAACGUCAACUGCUCUUAAUGGAUAUAGAGUGCUACUGACUCCUAUGGAUUUUGUGAUUGAAUGUGAUAAGUGUUUGGAUUAAUAAUAUUAAGAAUUUUAAUAACUUUUUAAAAGUGAUUUGGAGCGAUUACGUUUUCGAGAGUUUUGUACUCUUCUCUACAAAAGCGUACGAAAACCGCCGCCAAACUGUCUACCGCAAAUGAAAUUAUUCUCAACUACCACGUGGAAGCGCUAAUAGGUCGGUGGCGCACGAGCCCGAUGAGCGCGUGCGCUGCGGCCGCCAUGCGCGAAAAGCACGCGGCACCACGCCGCCUGGCAUCCCCGCCAUCAUCACCGCUAGAUCACCACCCCAGCCCACUUGGCUCACCACGAGCCGACGAACCGCUCGACCUCAGAGUCACUCACAAGCGUCCCCAGCGGCUCGAAGAUGAAAACUGCAACCUGAUUACACCGUCACCGCCACCACACCCCACACACCCAGCACAUCCAGCUCAUCCAGCGCACCCAGCGCUCCUGCAAUUCUGCAGAAGGCUACCCUUAGCGUUGCCAGCGUCAUUCGGACGUUAUCCCUUUCUUCCAGCAGCGGCUGCGACACUCCUUACACCUGGAGCCCCUAGACCGCCACCGUUGCCCCAAAAUCCUGGUGUGAAUAGAGCGCGGGAUCGCUACACUUGCUCGUACUGUGGCAAAGCAUUCCCUCGUAGUGCUAACUUAACCCGACACUUACGGACGCAUACUGGUGAACAGCCGUACCGGUGCAAAUACUGUGAAAGAUCGUUUUCAAUAUCCUCAAACCUACAACGGCAUGUGAGAAAUAUCCACAAUAAGGAGAGACCGUUUCGUUGCCGUCACUGUGACAGAUGUUUCGGCCAACAGACGAAUUUGGACAGGCAUCUGAAGAAACAUGAGGCCGAGAACGGGGACGACACUCGCAGGAGAUCCCCAGAAGAGACGUACUUCGAAGAGAUUAGAUCGUUUAUGGGCAGAGUUGCACCCGCGCGGCGAACGACAGCCGCCGCUGCUGCGAGCGCUGCAGAUCACACUUGAUAGUGGUUUGCUAAAUCAAUCAUCGCUACAAAAAUCUGGUCGAUGCUUCCAAAUGACUCAAUAGUGUUGUAAAUUUGCUCUCUGCCUCGGGCUUGAUGACUUGUGAUCGAUUAGUAUUAGCGCCAAGGUAUCUCUUGCCUCAUUUUUCUGUUCUUACUUAAUUUGUGUCAUGUUAAAAUUUUAACAGAUUUUUUAUAUAUUUAGUUGUAAGAUAAUUCCUAACAGCUGUUACCGCAAUUGUUCUGUACCCUUCGGCGCAGAUAAGACACAUAAAAAGUAGUUCGAUUAAGGUAAUAAGUUGCAAGACGUGAUAUCGUAUCUUAUCAUAAACUUUGAUGUACUUAUUGUAAAUAUAGCUAUUGAAUAGUUGUUUAGAUAGUAAUAUAAUAAAUUUUUAUGAGCUUGGUCAUACCUAGCAAGAAAAUCAAAUAUUCUACGUGUUCAGAGUGUUCGCUAUGUUAGAAUAAAUUUAGUAUUGUAUAUGUAAGUAGUUCUUUUGUAUUAUUUUGUAAAUUUUGCUUUGUAUGAUGUUAUAUUAAUAAUUUAGUCUGAGAGAAAACGCCGGUUACCAAUAAACAUUAUAACUUGUUGCUUAUUGAAGAUAUUAUAAAUAUUUUUAUUGUGUGUUAGAAAAUGUAAUUUGGGAAUUUUAUCUUUACGCUGUAUAAAUUUAUUGUCUGUAUUAAAUUGCAGAUGUCAGGGAAGGGCCCGAUAAUUAUUAAGUCAUUUGUAUCGAGUUGUCAAAAAUAUUUAGAUUGUUAUUGUUUUCUUGUCCAACUACGCGUCAUAUCGAAUAAACACACUAAACAAAAAUUGUGAAUAUUUUAAGGGGUUCCUUUCAUUUAAUUUUCACUAUUUAUAUGCCCCUAUAAAGGUGAUAGUCAGUCAUCUUCAUAUAUAUAAAUCCCAUCUGAGUAAGAUUCAGAAACGAUACUUAGAGCGAACUCUUACUCCCGUAUGUCAUAAUUCAUUAAUACAGACAUGCAGAAGUAACACUUGACACUAAGUUCUCCGUUCUGAAUGUCACCGUAAGUUUUGACAAGUGUCAAGACAAUCGAUACAAAUGAUACAAAGCCCAUCGUUGUUAAGUUUCAAAUUAUUAUUCAAAAUCACAUUGUAUAUAAAAUUCUAUAUAAAAACUGUUGUAACGUUUAUUAUCUAAAUUUUACUAAAUUAAGUAAUAUGAAUCUGUGAUUUUAUUUAUUUACUUUUGAAAUUUUUGAUUUAUUCGGAACAGUUUUAGGACGAUGCCUCUCGAAGAACUAAUUUAAACGUUCCUCUAAGUAUAGAUAGAUCUCUAUUAAAUGUUACGAGUAUGAAAUUCUAUAUUGUAUUAAGAAAACUCAUUGUUUCCACUAUCUUUGAAAUUCCUAUAUAAAACAAUAUAAAAAUAAUUCAUUAAAUUCGAAUUUAUGCUUAAUUUUAUGCAGUAUUUAAAAAAGUCUCGAUACAUAUUUUUAAAUAACACAGUUUAUAAUUCUGUCUGUCACAAAACAUAGGAUUGGGAAUGUAAAACAAAAAUUGAAGCGCGGCAUCGCUUGAUUAUGAUUGGUCAAAUGUUAAGACGCGUGUUUAUGAUUGGACUAGGUACCACUGACCACUCAAAAUCAAACGAAACCGUCUUAUCUUCUGUUUUACAACCACAUACAUAAUCUAAGCCUACCGACUAUCAUCCGUAAGUAAAAUAUAAAAACCGCAUUUUCCUUAACAAGACGUUACCCUGUAAUGUAGAAUACGUGUGCCUUACUAUGUUAAUACUCGUACCAAAAUUAUUUUUUUAUGAGAUGCUAUUUAACUUAUGUAGUAUAAGAAAUAGAGAUUACUUCAUUUUGUACUUUUCAUACCUAUUAGUCGUUCAAAGGUCACCAAUUACCUUGUCAAAAUGAAAUAAAUAAUUUUUAAUUUA